Messenger RNA from Entrophospora sp. SA101, 561 nucleotides. The record is from the annotation of a GenBank genome assembly. NCBI's taxonomy places the organism in Eukaryota, Fungi, Glomeromycota, Glomeromycetes, Entrophosporales, Entrophosporaceae.
AUGCUUCCUUGUCCAGGUAACAACGAAGUCAAUGAUGGUCGAGCGUGGUAUUCACCAAAUUGGACAGAAAGAGGUGAGUUUGCAUUCUGUGAAGAAUGUUACCACCGAUUUAUCAAAAAAACGCCUUUAAGUAUUCAUAUGCGAAGUGAUGGAGAAUUUGAAGGUUGUACUUGUACUUGUGAUUUUACAUCCAGUGUAAAAAAACAAUGGUCUCUUGCUGUAAAAAAAAACGAUAUAAACAUAUUUAAUGAACAUGUUAAGCGAACAUUAAAACAAUAUCGUAUAAACGAACUAAAAGUUCUUAUAGACACCGAAACGCUACGGUACUCGACAUUGCUAGCAGAGAGACAAAUGCAUUGGAACAGUUCAUCGAUCGAAGUUAUUAGUGAGUUUGGUAGCGAAGCUCAAGAAGAAUACUACUUCAAUGGUUCGUAUUAUAAUACUAUGGGUGACGUGGAAGCAGCCAAAACGGAGAUCAAAAUGGAAAAAUCUCAAAGUAAACUUAAAAAUUAUAAUAGAGAAUUGCGUCAACUAGAAUACGAACUCUCAUGUUCGGAUUAA